GGUGUCUCCCGGCGCGAGGCCGGCGCUGUGCUCGCCUCGGAGAUCGCUUCUCUUCAGCUGGGCGCAGGAGGCGGCCCCGCGGCUGGCGGACGGCUGGCGGGGCGCGGAUCAGGUUGUGGGGCUUUCUCCCGGCCGCCUCCCACCUCGCCUGGGCUCGCGGCGUCUCCGGGGAAAGCCGCGGCCCCGAGGGCGGAUCCGAGGCGUGAAGGACACAAUGAAUGGUCAUAUUUCUAAUCAUCCCAGUAGUUUUGGAAUGUACCCAUCUCAGAUGAAUGGCUACGGGUCAUCACCCACCUUUUCCCAAAUGGACAGAGAACACGGUUCAAAAACAAGUGCAAAGGCCCUUUAUGAACAAAGGAAGAAUUAUGCACGGGACAGUGUCAGCAGUGUGUCAGAUAUAUCUCAAUACCGUGUUGAACACUUGACUACCUUUGUUCUGGAUCGGAAAGAUGCUAUGAUCACUGUGGAUGAUGGAAUAAGGAAGCUGAAAUUGCUUGAUGCUAAGGGCAAAGUAUGGACUCAAGAUAUGAUUCUUCAAGUAGAUGACAGAGCUGUGAGCCUGAUUGAUUUAGAAUCAAAGAAUGAACUGGAGAAUUUUCCUCUAAACACAAUCCAGCACUGCCAAGCUGUGAUGCACUCAUGCAGCUAUGAUUCAAUUCUUGCCCUGGUAUGCAAAGAGCCAACCCAGAACAAGCCAGAUCUUCAUCUCUUCCAAUGUGAUGAGGUUAAGGCAAACUUAAUUAGUGAAGAUAUUGAAAGUGCAAUCAGUGACAGUAAAGGAGGGAAACAGAAGAGGAGGCCUGAUGCCCUGAGGAUGAUUUCCAACGCAGACCCUGGUAUACCGCCUCCACCCCGAGCUCCUGCCCCUGCACCCCCUGGAACCGUGACCCAGGUGGAUGUUAGAAGUCGGGUGGCAGCCUGGUCUGCGUGGGCAGCCGACCAAGGGGACUUUGAGAAACCAAGGCAGUAUCAUGAGCAGGAAGAAACGCCUGAGAUGAUGGCAGCCCGAAUUGACAGAGAUGUGCAAAUCUUAAACCACAUUUUGGAUGACAUUGAAUUUUUUAUCACAAAACUCCAAAAAGCAGCUGAAGCAUUUUCUGAGCUUUCUAAAAGGAAGAAAAAUAAGAAAAGUAAAAGGAAAGGACCAGGAGAGGGCGUUUUAACGCUGCGGGCAAAACCUCCACCUCCUGAUGAAUUUCUUGACUGUUUCCAAAAAUUUAAACAUGGAUUUAACCUUCUGGCCAAAUUGAAGUCUCAUAUUCAGAAUCCCAGUGCUGCAGAUUUGGUUCACUUUUUGUUUACUCCAUUAAAUAUGGUGGUGCAGGCAACAGGAGGUCCUGAAUUAGCCAGUUCAGUACUUAGUCCCCUAUUGACUAAGGACACAAUUGAUUUCUUAAAUUAUACUGUCAAUGGUGAUGAACGGCAGCUGUGGAUGUCAUUGGGAGGAACUUGGAUGAAAGCCAGAGCAGAGUGGCCAAAGGAACAGUUUAUUCCACCAUAUGUUCCACGGUUCCGCAAUGGCUGGGAGCCCCCAAUGCUGAACUUUAUGGGAGCACCAAUGGAACAAGAUCUUUAUCAACUAGCAGAAUCUGUGGCAAAUGUAGCAGAACAUCAGCGCAAACAGGAAAUAAAAAGAUUAUCCACAGAGCAUUCCAGUGUAUCAGAGUAUCAUCCAGCCGAUGGCUAUGCAUUCAGUAGCAACACUUACACAAGAGGGUCCCAUCUGGACCAAGGGGAAGCUGCCGUUGCUUUUAAGCCAACUUCUAAUCGCCAUAUAGAUAGAAGUUAUGACCCACUCAAAACACAACCCAAGAAAUAUGCCAAAUCCAAGUAUGACUUUGUAGCAAGGAACAACAGUGAGCUCUCGGUUCUAAAGGAUGAUAUUUUAGAGAUACUUGAUGAUCGAAAGCAGUGGUGGAAAGUUCGAAAUGCAAGUGGAGACUCUGGAUUUGUGCCAAAUAAUAUUUUGGAUAUUGUGAGACCUCCAGAAUCUGGAUUGGGGCGUGCUGAUCCACCUUAUACUCAUACUAUACAGAAACAAAGGAUGGAGUAUGGCCCAAGACCAGCUGAUACUCCCACUGCUCCAUCACCUCCUCCAACACCAGCUCCUGUUCCUGUCCCCCUUCCACCUUCCACCCCAGCACCUGUUCCUGUGUCAAAGGUCCCAGCAAAUGUAACGCGUCAAAACAGCAGCUCCAGUGACAGUGGUGGCAGUAUCGUGCGAGAUAGCCAGAGACACAAACAACUUCCAGUGGACCGAAGGAAAUCUCAGAUGGAGGAAGUGCAGGAUGAACUCAUCCACAGACUGACCAUUGGUCGGAGUGCCGCUCAGAAGAAAUUCCAUGUGCCACGGCAGAAUGUGCCAGCUGUCAAUAUCACUUAUGACUCCACACCAGAAAAUGUGAAGACAUGGUUACAGUCAAAGGGAUUCAACCCUGUGACUGUCAAUAGUCUUGGAGUAUUAAAUGGUGCACAGCUUUUCUCCCUCAGUAAGGAUGAACUGAGAUCAGUCUGCCCUGAAGGGGCAAGAGUCUUCAGCCAAAUCACUGUACAAAAAGCUGCAUUAGAGGAUAGCAGUGGCAGCUCUGAGUUACAAGAAAUUAUGAGAAGACGACAGGAAAAAAUCAGUGCUGCUGCUAGUGAUUCGGGAGUGGAAUCUUUUGAUGAAGGAAGCAGUCACUAAUCUGUUUGUUUGUUUUUAAACUCCAUUGUUUUUGGCAUUAUUUCAAUAUGCUUUGUUUUAGGAAGCCUUGAAGGGAAUGUCAGAUUCAUUUUUCUUGGUGUAAUUUAUCACCAUAAAAAAACCCAUGCAAACCUGAGUGAGCACAGGAUUUGCUUCUAGGCCCAUUAUUUUUAUUAAAACUGAAAAAAAUUUAAACUGAAUUUUUUAACCUUGGAAAAUAUUUUUCCUACUUUACAAAGGUAAGAUUUUCUUUAAUAGAGUAAUUAUUUUAUCCCCAUUCCAGUGUAUAAGCAGGAAUUGUUUAGAUAGUGGUGGAUUUAUUCACUGCAACAAAGCAACAAUAUUGUCCAUGAUUUAAAAUCUAAGCAGUUUUGAUUUUGUCUGUGAAUAUGGUGUCUGCCAUUCAGGGCGUAGCUCACUGUAGGCUAGCCUCUGCUUACUUAGGUCUCUUCUCUGACAUACUCAGUGGAAGAAUAUUUAGAUUUAUUUAAAGUUCUUAAUGCCAACAGUUUAAAAAAAUUAAAACAUUUGAAUGAACUGUAAAGGACAGCCAUACCUUGGACAUGCAAAUAUAAAUCUAUGGAGCAUUCUCAAGACAGUUCGUCAUGGCUCUGUUGAUUGCAAUUCCUUGUAUAGCUUGUAUUUUGAUUUAGUUUAUAUUCUGCUUAUUAUAUAUACUGUGUUCUUAUAUAUGAGAAAGCACAAGUGGGAAAGAGGUCAUGUCUGCUCAAAAUCUAGCAAAGGAAGUAGUCUGCAUUGAUGUGCAAUUACAGUAUUUUGCUUAAUGAAAGCCUCAGUUCUGAAUAUUGAUAUUAGUAGUUAAAAGAAAAUGGGACCAUUUUAUGUGUUUAUCUGUGUCAAGUCUUUCUGGUAAUAAGAAGCGCUUAAUUUACACAUAUUUUAAUCCUGUGAAAGAUUCCACAUAGAGAAAAGAAAGAUACCUAACCUUCAACAAAUGUUAUUUUUGGGAACACAAGUUUUGUCAUUAAAUGUUAUUUCACAUAUAUAAAACAGAUGUUAUGUAAGGAUGUUGAAUAUUUUAACAUAAAUCAUUUAGAGAAAUUAUCUAGAAAUUAAUUUUCAUAGUGCCUUUUUCACAUGAGUCAGCUGGAAAGUCUGCAAUAAACAGUAUUUGCUGUCUGUUAAU
Cebus imitator (Panamanian white-faced capuchin) is the source of this 3830-nucleotide messenger RNA. RefSeq names its product epidermal growth factor receptor pathway substrate 8 (gene EPS8). The transcript has 21 exons. The record is from RefSeq and is a predicted model, not a curated record. Lineage: Eukaryota; Metazoa; Chordata; Mammalia; Primates; Cebidae. Gene Ontology annotation, molecular function: actin binding. The coding region runs from base 215 to 2683 and encodes 822 amino acids. Gene Ontology annotation, biological process: Rho protein signal transduction; positive regulation of ruffle assembly; regulation of Rho protein signal transduction. Gene Ontology annotation, cellular component: vesicle; plasma membrane; ruffle membrane.